Messenger RNA from Momordica charantia (bitter melon), 1970 nucleotides. RefSeq lists its product as uncharacterized. The record is from RefSeq and is a predicted model, not a curated record. Gene Ontology annotation, cellular component: nucleus. NCBI's taxonomy places the organism in Eukaryota, Viridiplantae, Streptophyta, Magnoliopsida, Cucurbitales, Cucurbitaceae.
CCCCUGGUCCUCGGCUUCCGUCUCUGAUUUGCCCUAAUUGUUCACAGUUGCAGUCAAUCAACGAUGAAGAAGCGCACUGGAAACGACGAACAGAAUGGUCCGAAACCAAAAUUUGUGAAGAACAAGAACAAGAUCAAGAACAUGAAACGGUUGGGUGGGAAGGGCCUUUCGCUAGAGGCGUUUGCGAAUGCGAAAUCGAGUAGCGAUUACUAUAAUCCAGCUUUGAUAAAAAAGCAAAGAGAGUUCUAUAAGAAUGCUAAACAUGUUGGCAAGUACAAGAAGUUAGUAAAGAAACAGAAUCAGCAGAAUGAGAAGUCCUCUAGCUCAACUGUUGGACUUGUCCAGGGUGAAGACGAAGCUCAGUACAAGAAUCAUACGAAUGGAAGAUGUGGGAAAGAAAGGAAUAAAGGCGUACCUAGUCUUCAGGGGCUGUAUGAGAGGAAGCAUCAAGAGAAAGAGAAAGCAAGAAUGGAGAAAGAAGCUAAUAUUGCAGCAAAAAAGGAAGAACGAGAAAGGGCUAAAGCUAGACGAAACUCCACGAGGGAGAAAUUGUUCAAAAGGACACAAAAAGGUCAGCCAGUUAUGAAGUACCGGAUCGAGCAUCUUUUGGAGACUAUUGGAGCCUCAACGAACCACUGAGUUCGGUUGUUUCUUACUCGAGUUUGUGAAAGAAGUUUCUUUUGUCGCUCUAGGGUGUAUAUUUCACUUUUGUACUUUUCUAGUUUGGUUUAUUGUAUACAAUCAAAUUCUAGAGUAUUAAUUUACAAUGGAAUCCAAAUGAGAUCCAUAUUAUAUAUGCUUUGAUAUGAUCAUAUUGCCGGCCCUUGGUUAAGGUUUUGGAUUUUAGUGAAAUGUUCAAUAAGAAAAUAUUCCUAUCUUUUGCUGUUGGUGUUGAGACACGUAAAGUCUCUUUGCAGAGCAGUUGGGUGGGGCAUCCAAUACUAUAGAUCAAUUGUGAGGUUGAAAAUCGUAUCCCGAAGUUCUCCUGACUUCCCAAGAAUCGAGCUUCAUAGGAUGAAAGAAUUCAUGACAAGACAUGGAUGACUUGUGUUACCACGUAACUCUCUCUCUCUCUCUCUCUCUCUCUCUCUCUCUAAACUCAUUAAUAUACAAUUACGUGGUUUGAUUAGAAGCUUUUGAAAACGCUGUGCACCCAAGUAAAUAAGGAAAGAGAUGUGAAUACAAAGGUUAAACGAGCAUUCCACAACGUAGAAAGCCACCGGAAUUGUUGGAUGUUUGAGACGCAUCAAUCACAUGAAGGUUUUUAGAGAAUGAAACAAUUCAGUAUCCUCUCUUAUUAUUAUUGGUUUCUGAUGAAAAAUUAAGAUUAUCUAACAUAUUACAGUAUCAAAUAAGAUUCUGAAAUGGAAAGUUGAAUCUACAAUCAAACAUACAUAUAACAUAUCAUAAAACAAACUUGGAAGGUUCAGGAUGAUCGGAUCGGAGUUGAAUCUCAUGGGCAGCGUGGCACGAGGAUAACUCGGCGCGGUUGAGGCUGGCAGAUGACCAUGAGGGUUAAAGCUAUAACAAUGACCAUCAGAACUCCCGUUAGAUCCAAUCCAUCAUCACCACCAUCUGCGCAACAAAGCUUCCCCAUCAGAUUUACAGAGCAGAAGCCUUCUUCUCCAACAAACCUCAAAUGUGAGCCUCUUGAAUCCUUUCCUCUGGUUAAUAAAGAAAUAAUUAUACUGAUAAUGCCAAUAGCUGACCUAAAAGGGGGGCCCUAUAUGACGAGUGGACUUUAGAAAAGUCUUGGUCUUUGUUAAUUAUUUUCAAGUUUUUUAGCGUGGGAAUUGGGUGUAGUUGCCUUAUUUUUUUUUCCCUUUAUUCUUCAUUGUUUUGUUUAUGAAGGGGAAAAAAAGGGUCACCCUUUGAUUAAUAGGGUCCGAACUCGAGUUUCCUACUCGGCUUUGGCUCGGAGUUUAUGUAGGAAUGAGAUGUUUAAGAAUGGAUGAUGAUUUUACUUGAAA